Molecule: messenger RNA, 4384 nt
Organism: Caenorhabditis elegans
Lineage: Eukaryota; Metazoa; Nematoda; Chromadorea; Rhabditida; Rhabditidae
Gene: swsn-7
Product: SWI/SNF chromatin remodeling complex subunit swsn-7
Exons: 8
Coding region: 22-3756 (1244 amino acids)
Biological process (GO): regulation of DNA-templated transcription
Cellular component (GO): nucleus
Molecular function (GO): DNA binding
Source: RefSeq, marked reviewed
UUUUCAGAACCACACUUGAAAAUGGAGAGUCGGAAACGGAAAUCAGAGCUCGAGCACUACAUCGACAAAUUGACGGAUCCACCUGAGAAGCAGAGAAAGAUGGCAGAAUUUUAUAAUAGUUUGCGAAUGUUCUACAAAAGAAGGUGGAAUGCAACACUAAAGCUUCCACAUGUUCAAGGAGUUGAAGUGAAUCUCUAUCGGCUAUAUGACACUGUUAUGGCAUUGGGUGGAUGGCAGAAAGUAGCUGCAAGCGACAAAUGGUCUGAUAUCGCUGAAAUGUUCGGAUGCAAAGAUGAUAUUCUGUGUGGAGAUCAUGCGAUCAAAAUAAUCUAUAUGAGGUAUUUAUCGAAAUUCGAACAAGUAGAAACUAUCGGAGAUGUUGAUGAUUAUGUGGACAAUGAAAUGUCAAGAAGUCGUGGAAGAAAUGCUACUUCAUUCUUUGCUACGAAUGAAUGUCCAAUUAGUAAUAAUCGGAUGGUCCAAGAAUACCAGCACAGAGAUGAGAGAGGACAGAUUAUCAAUGAACCGGACUAUGCAAGACUUACAAAGUCUCUGAUAUCUGGAUUGCCGAACGAAAUCGAUUUUGCAAUGAAUGUUUGUAUGCUCUUGUCACAUGCUGGUCCGAAACAAUUGCGAAUAUGUCAUGCACCAACUCUUCUAACUUUAUUGGUUGCUCAUACGGGUGUUUAUGAUGAAGACGAUGAAACUAUGGCUGACAUGGGAAAAGAAUGGAAGAGGACAACUAAACACAACUUCCGAGAUUUUUGGGCAUCCUCCGGAGUGCCCCUUGAUAUGCUCAUGACAUUUUUGGAUCGUGAAAUCGAAGCCGAAUACAUCGAUGAGGAUGAUCAAUUUUUCACUGGUGUAUCCGAAACCUUCAAUGUCAAAGAUUCGCGAUGCUGGCGUCUGAAUCAAGUGACAACUAUUAUACGAAACCUGUCUUUCGAACCUGCCAAUCGCGUUACUAUUGUGAAGACUUGGCCUGUCAUGAAGUUCCUCAUUAUGUGUGCAUCUUGCAAAUGGUCUCCGCUAUAUGUUGCUGCACUCGACGCACUGAGCAACUUGGCAACUGAUAUUGAUCUCACCGACAAAACACUGGUAUAUAUCUCCCAACACGCAAUACUUCGCAUAAUUACUGAUGGCAUCUUCAGUUUGGAUAAAUUCAAGCUGGUUCGAUCUCUGGAGAUUUUGACAGGACUUUGUGGAUUUGAAGGCAACGAAGCAAUCAUCUGUGAUUGGCUCAACUCUGCAACAAUUGCUCACAUUUUUGAAGUCGUUGGAGUAAAGGACAUUAUGAUGUGUGUCUAUACUCUUGAAUGUCUAUACCAAAUCUCGGAAAUGGGUGACACGGCAUGUGAUUUGAUUUCUGAGUCGCCAAAAGCAAUUCAGCAGCUCGUCUCCAUGGCAACUCUGGAAGCAGUCUCAUUUGGACCAGCCGGACUCGCCGGAAUGAAAGUUGUUGAAUAUCAGCCAAGUUUCACACAGGGAUCAAAUCAACAGCAAAAUCCCCAUCAUUCUCAAGGUGGUCAUCAAUUAGGACACUCAAAUGUUCGAAUGGGUGGAUUGAAUCAUAAUCAACACCAUCAACAAAUUGGCCCACCAGGAGCACCUGGAGCAGCACCGAUGACUGUAAGACAAGUCAUUCAAAAUAAUCUUGCUCUUCAGCAAGUACAAAGAGAAAAUCUGAACAGGGAGCAGUAUUCAACUCAGUCUAGUCAACCUCACCCACCACACACAAAUGUGCCGCCUUCCCCAUCCAUUUUAGCUCAUCACUCUUCCGGACUUGUUCAGCAAAAUGGAAUGAAAUUCGAUCGUCGAACUGGGAAUCUUCCUGUUCGUCCAAUUGCUCCAUCUACAAAUUCGGGAGAAUCACAAUUGGAACAGCUAACCGAGAAAUGGAUCAGGCAGAAUUGUGUUUUCGAACCCGCAAUGUCUACUCCACGAGGGGAGCUUUAUGCGGCAUAUGUAGAUGAUUUAAGAAAUCUCUACCAUUCGAUGAGUGGAAGUUUAGCAAUGUUCAGUGGAGUUAUGAAGAAUUUGUAUCCGGAUGUGAAUUUCCGAAUGGCUCAAAAUGGAAUAAUGAUAGUGGCUCAAGGUAUUCGACUUAUUCGUCCGCAUCGACUUGCUCCAGCCGCUUCUCAGUCUGCAAGUGAAUCACAUCCUUUAAUGAAAAAAAUGCUCACGUCAGAACCCAAAGAAGAAAAUGGCGUCUUGAUUAAUGGGCACGCUGUACAAGAAUCUGGCGCUGAACGAAUUAUCAAAACCGAGCCAAUCAGAACAGACGAGCCGUCCGUGUUAAUUGAAUCACAGGAGCAAAGUGUUCCGAAAAAACAAAAUGAUAUAAAUGGAGAAGAAACCGAUGAAGUGGAGCUGAAUUCAAAAAUAGUGACCCCAGAGAAGAAAUCUAUCACCAAUGGAACCGUGGAAGUGUGCCAAGAACCAAUCCAAGCUUCAAAGCUGUUCGAUGAAAAUUACGCUAAUCAGAUUGAAGGAAGCGAAGUGUCGAUCGAGAUUCGCGAGCAGUUUGUGAAUGACACGGAUAAUGUUAAAUUGGAAUCGGAGAAAAUCAACGGAAUCAUCUGCAAUGGUAACUCGAAAGUGAAAAAAGAGUCAAUGGCAAGCAGAGCUGCUCAUAUUGUUGCUGUAGCAGCUGCCUGCAACGGAGAUUUAGAGAGAAUGAACGUGGUUAGCAAUGGAAAUGAUAUCGAGAAGGAAAUCGAGAAAGAAACAGAAAAGGUAGAAGAAGAAACAAAUGAAGAAAAAAACAAAGAAGUGGUUGAAACGGAGGUUGUGGAUGAUGCCCAAGAAUCAGAAAAACGAAAAUGUGUUCCUCCAUCUUCGAAUCCUACCGAUUAUAUGUGUGAUUGGGAUUGUUGUUCCAUUUAUUAUGCUUCUCCAUCACACGUGCUCAAACAUUUGUCGGAAGAGCACGUCGCAGAGGAGCUAAGAUUACUGUGUCGCUGGAACGGAUGUGCUGAUCCAACACCUCGUAAUCGUUGGUCACUGAUUACUCAUAUCCAGGAUUCGCACUGUAAUGAAGCUCAAUUAAAAGCGGCUUCACAAAAAAGAAAGGAAGGUGGUGGAAUUGCUCCAGUUCGUGGAGCACCGCGUGCUGAAGUUAUCUCCCGUGAUAUCAAUAAUCAUCCUGGUUACGCGAAAAAUGCCGCGUUCGAUGCCAUCCGAAGACACGCUUUCAAUUUCUUGUCUCGAGAACUCACGGAUGAAGCAGAAGGACCAGUGACAAAGAGUAUUCGUCUAACAUCCUGUCUUAUUUUGAGAAAUCUUGCAAGAUAUUCAGCUGAAGGACGACAAAAACUCCGACGGCACGAAUCACACAUUUGCUGGCUGGCUCUAUCUCGAUUGGAAAGUGCACAUGCUCUCUCACAACUUCUUUCUGAACUACAUCAAGCUCCUGCUGCAGAAGAAGAACAACAAAAAAUGCUUUCGGAGGUUCCGUCAUCAGCAUCUCUAUCAUCAAUGGCUGGAAGCUCUUCACAAUUGCCAACAGUACCUGACUCACCAACUUCUUCUGUAGCAUCAGCUCCGAUGAAAGAGUCGACCUCUGUUAGCAAUAAACCGACAGUUCACAUUAAUAGAAUGCUCAAUUUCUCGUCACUUAACGAAAAGACACCAACAAGUCCGCAAUUCACAGCUGGAUCUAGCCCCCACCGUCAUCAGCCAAUUCAACAACACAUUCCCAGCCAGCCAUCUCCUCUCGUGCAGACUACUCCAGUUCGUGCUGGAGCUGGAAUCUAACUACUUUUCAAACAUAAUCGUUUUCUUCUUGUUAUCAUUGUUUUUCAUCCUUGUGCCCUUCUCCUCUUAUUUGUUUCACUUUUUUGUGUCUACAUUCAUCCAAACGAUCGUAGCGGGCAAUGCCACCGGUCUUAUAUUUUUCAAUACUUUGUACCAUAAACAGAACUGCUGAUUAUUUUCAGAAAAUAGUUCCAAAUUCCAAAAAUUUCCAAUCAAUUUACAACUUUAAUCUACAUUCUCUUCAAAAUUUAAUGGUGAAAAUCGGAACAUAAACGGGUCGUUCCUUUCCUCUCUCUCUCCAUCCUAUCUCCAACUCCGUUUUUUAUUCCGUCUCACCAAUUCAUAACCUUUUUGUAUUUAAUAUAUUCCAACGCGGUUGUCUUUACCUUCAAGAAACUGAAAAGAUCUUCCACAUCACCCUCCCUUUUCCCCAUCAUUUAUCACUUGUCGUUCAAAACUCUAAUUUCGUAUUCUGCACCAAACAAGUGGCUAUGUACGUUUUUCAUCUUGAAAUUCGUUUUUUUUUGUCAAAUCAGUCUACAUUUCUUUUCCCAUGUAUUACUGAACUACAAACGCAACUUUCAAACUCUUUUCAAUAUAAUGAACUAUUCAUACUCAUUGAUUAAAU